Trichoderma harzianum CBS 226.95 is the source of this 1431-nucleotide messenger RNA. RefSeq names its product carbohydrate-binding module family 48 protein. The coding region runs from base 1 to 1431 and encodes 476 amino acids. The record is from RefSeq and is a predicted model, not a curated record. NCBI's taxonomy places the organism in Eukaryota, Fungi, Ascomycota, Sordariomycetes, Hypocreales, Hypocreaceae. Gene Ontology annotation, biological process: signal transduction. Gene Ontology annotation, cellular component: cytoplasm; nucleus; nucleotide-activated protein kinase complex. Gene Ontology annotation, molecular function: protein kinase binding. The transcript is spliced from 3 exons.
AUGGGUAACAACCAUUCGGCGUCCAACAAGGCGGGCGGGCCUGGGUCUGGGUCGCCUCCGCAGCAGCAGCCGCAGCCAGGCGUCGAGUCUCAGUCCCAGUCUCCUCGCCAGCCUCAGCAUCGCAAGGACGGAUCCCGCAACAUCAUCCCCAUCCACGGUGCCCGCGCCGCUGCCGCCACCGAAUCGUCCUCUCUCCAGGCCCAGGGCUCCAUCGCCGCCUCCGUGCCCAACCCAAAGACCAAGAGCGUGCCCGCCACCGGCGUCUCCUCGCUCAGCGGCUCGCCGCAUAGCAGCACCGUCUCCUCCGUCGCCAACGCCGCUGCCGCCGUUGCCGCGGCCGUCGUCGCCGGCAGCCCCAAACCGUCCGAGCCGCGACCCAUCCUACGCGACGAACCCUCCAAGCCCGUUGCCGUCCCCAUCGAGGGGUCCCUGGCGCGUCCUCAUAUCCCAGGCAUCCCGCCAAAUUUCGAUGCCCAGCUCUUUUCCAACAGUAGCCUGACGGACAUGUACAUGAUGCGCCCGCCUCGCCUGCCGCUUCCUAUUGAGGAGGAGGUUCACACGCCUGGCUCGCCCAUCCUCGGACCCGACGAGAGCCUGGCCGAUCUCGAGCUCGGCGAAUCGUCCGAAGCCUUGACGAGGAAGAGCUCCGCGCUCAGCUCGGGCACGGCCGAGGAUGACGAGGGUGAGGAGCUACGCGUGGACAAGACCAGGCCUGUCGUUGCCACCAGGAUUGAGUGGAGGGGAGGUGGUGAAAAGAUUUGGGUUACCGGUACGAUUUUCCACUGGAAUCGAAAGCUCCGGCUGCGUCCUGUCGAGGGCCAACCAGGUGUCUUUGCCGCCACAAUUCACGUGCUGCCCGGCACCCAUCACAUCCGCUUCUUAGUUGAUGGGAUUAUGCAGACAUCACCCGAGCUCCCCACUACUGUUGAUUUUGGAAACAACUUGGUAAACUACAUCGAAGUUAACCCCGACGACGUCUUGGCGACCAAGAAGGGCGAAGUCAUCGAGGCUACCGAAGCCGCAAAGGAGAAGAGCGGAUCUCAAGCCGAUUCUGAGUCCAAGGAAGAGCCCAAGGUGGCCAGGGGAAAGCCUGUCUUGCCGCAAGAGGCUUACAAUGGUCAGAUCCCGCAGUACCUGCUCGAUUUCGACCAGGCUGAAGAAUCGCCGGCCUAUCGCAAUGCCGUGUCCGCCAUAGAGAAGCUGACAACACCCCCGAGCCUGCCCGGCUUCCUGGGCAAACCAAUCCUCAACGCUGCCACCUUGAUGAAGGACGACAACAGCGUCUUGAAUAUGCCCAAUCAUACCGUUUUGAAUCACCUUGCGACCAGCAGUAUCAAAAACAAUGUUCUGGCUGUGUCUGCAACUACUAGAUAUCACAACAAGUAUGUCACUACAAUUAUUUACAAGCCUACCUCCACAGAUGAAGGUUAA